AUGAAGGCUUUGCUGAUCACCCUGCUCGUGGCAGUUGUGUGUGCUGAGCAAGUUUCCUCACUGUUUUGUUACACAUGUGAAAAUGAACAUUCCAACUGGAACUGCCUUAAUACCUACAAGUGUGAAGACCAUGAGAAGUUCUGUACGACCACAUACAGCUCUGCUGGGUUUGGCAAGGACGUGGCACAUCGUAUCACCAAGAAAUGCUCUGUGGACUGUCCUGAGACAAACGUGAACUUCGGGGUGGCAGGUUAUUCCACCAAGUGCUGUAGCACCUCCCUCUGCAACUUCAGUGGUGCCAACAGCAUCAAAAUCAGCUAUGCCGUGAUGCUCCUGGGAAUUGCAGCCAGUUUGGUCUGUGUCAUCAGGGCAGGAUUGUGA
Messenger RNA from Acanthisitta chloris (rifleman), 381 nucleotides. Its product is annotated as lymphocyte antigen 6E-like. NCBI's taxonomy places the organism in Eukaryota, Metazoa, Chordata, Aves, Passeriformes, Acanthisittidae. Gene Ontology annotation, molecular function: acetylcholine receptor inhibitor activity. The coding region runs from base 1 to 381 and encodes 126 amino acids. The record is from RefSeq and is a predicted model, not a curated record. The transcript is spliced from 3 exons.